AGGCAAUAGGCGCCGUUUCUCACGCUCUCGGCGCAUACUCCCGUCAACUAAUCCUUUUUUUAAUAGUUAAAGAAACGGCCUUGCUCCGCCGCAAUGGAGUCAAGCCACGUGUUUGCGCGCUGAUCCCUCUUCUCAUACGAGUGGGGGAAGUCUUCUAUCUGACCAAUAAAUAAAAAAAGGAAAGGUACAACUCGUCCCUUUUUAUGGCCGAAGCAGACUGGGCAUUACCGGCACGUUCGUGGACGCAUAACGCACGAUGGUGCAGUACUUCGUCUGCUCUAAACUGCGCGACAUGUCUUUUUAUAGUACACCACGAAUGGACGGCUAAUCCGACCUGCCCGAUGCCCGUUAUUCCCCAAGCGGAGGGCUAUGACACACACGGCCCUCCCUGA
Leptomonas pyrrhocoris is the source of this 392-nucleotide messenger RNA. RefSeq lists its product as hypothetical. Lineage: Eukaryota; Euglenozoa; Kinetoplastea; Trypanosomatida; Trypanosomatidae. The record is from RefSeq and is a predicted model, not a curated record. Bases 204 to 392 code for a protein of 62 amino acids. The transcript has a single exon.